Messenger RNA from Trichomycterus rosablanca, 1975 nucleotides. It is a transcript of the gene slc25a16, whose product is annotated as solute carrier family 25 member 16. The record is from RefSeq and is a predicted model, not a curated record. Gene Ontology annotation, molecular function: coenzyme A transmembrane transporter activity. Gene Ontology annotation, biological process: mitochondrial coenzyme A transmembrane transport. The coding region runs from base 226 to 1200 and encodes 324 amino acids. The transcript has 10 exons. Lineage: Eukaryota; Metazoa; Chordata; Actinopteri; Siluriformes; Trichomycteridae. Gene Ontology annotation, cellular component: mitochondrial inner membrane.
CUAUAGUGCAUUUGAAAUGAAGUGUUAUUUAUGCAACAGUGUGUAACACGUGAGAAGAUCUGCUGAUAAUGUUCGUGUGUUUUAUAAACCUGCAGCUUGUAUCGCAGAUCACAGGAUCAGAGUCCAGACAGGGAGGACAGCUAAUUGCUACGCAUGACAGCUGACAGUGUAGUCCGGGUGUGCUAAAGAAAGACAUGGCAAUACUGAAAUCUUGAUUCAGUCAGCAUGGCAAGCGAGACCUCCGUCUCCAAGACUGGACGGCCUCAGUUUCAAGGAGGGAACACUGUGCAGAGGGACAACUCCUAUUUCAUCCGUUCCUUUGUAGCUGGAGGUGUUGCAGGAUGCUGUGCCAAAACCACUAUUGCGCCCCUAGACAGAGUAAAAAUUCUGCUUCAAGCUCAUAAUCCUCAUUACAAACACUUAGGAGUGCUGGCUACACUCAGGGCUGUGCCAAAGAAAGAAGGUCUUCUUGGACUGUACAAAGGAAAUGGAGCCAUGAUGGUCAGGAUAUUCCCGUAUGGAGCCAUUCAGUUUAUGGCCUUUGAUAACUAUAAAAAGUUUCUUAGUACACAGCUGGGAAUAUCUGGGCAUGUUCAUCGGCUUCUGGCUGGGUCUAUGGCAGGAAUGACUGCUGUCAUUUGCACAUAUCCUCUUGAUGUUAUACGUGCUCGUCUGGCAUUUCAGGUGACUGGGGAUCAUCGUUACACUGGCAUAGGAAAUGCUUUUCAAACAAUCUACUUAAAGGAGGGUGGCAUCUCAGGAUUUUACCGUGGUCUGAUUCCAACCAUGAUUGGAAUGGCACCCUAUGCAGGAUUUUCUUUCUUCACAUUUGGGACAUUGAAGAGUUUGGGACUGACACACUUCCCAGAGCUUUUGGGCAAGCCAUCUCUAGACAACCCUGAUGUACUGGUCCUGAAGACACAAGUCAACCUGCUUUGUGGUGGGAUUGCUGGGGCCAUCGCUCAAACCAUAUCAUAUCCACUGGAUGUUGCUCGGAGAAGAAUGCAGUUAGGAGUAGUGCUCCCUGACUCUGACAAAUGCCUUUCCCUUACAAAGACCCUCAAGCAUGUGUACAACCAGUACGGGAUUAAGAACGGACUGUACCGUGGCCUGUCCCUCAACUAUAUCCGCUGUGUACCGUCCCAGGCGGUUGCCUUCACCACGUAUGAGUUUAUGAAACAAGUCCUGCACUUAAACUGAUAUCAAGAACAAAACAGAACCGCUUCUGGAUCGUACCGUCCUCACUGCUAUUCUCAUGCAUGUGUGGUUAGCCAAAUGUCAGCCAACGAACAUCUCUGGAUCUGGACUCUUGGACUGAACAAUCUGCCUUAAACCGGGUUGUAUUAUGUCAUGCGUGAGUAAAACUGGUGAGGCAAAUCAAUAUUUUCCUUCUGCUGCUCUGUAUGUCUUAUAUUGAACAUACAGUGUGUAAUGUGCUGUAAUAAUCUGUAACUGUAAUUCACAAUCAGAAUGAUUUUUUUUUUUUUUUUUUUUUUUUUUUUUUUUUUAUUCGUUUUAUUUGUAGCUUUUUGUUGUUUUAUUACAACCCCACAUCACCACUCCUAAAGAAAAUGCUGAGCACUGAAGAAAAACCUAAUACGAUUCUUUAUUAGAAGUAUUUGUCAUUGUGGGCCAGAGGGGCGGCACGGUGGCUUAGUGGGUAGCACUGUCGCCUCACAGCAAGAAGGUCCUGGGUUCGAACCCCAGGUGGGGCGGUCCGGGUCCUUUCUGUGUGGAGUUUGCAUGUUCUCCCCGUGUCUGCGUGGGUUUACUCCGGGUGCUCCGGUUUCCUCCCACAGUCCAAAGACAUGCAAGUGAGGUGAAUUGAAGAUACUAAAUUGUCAAAAAACACUGUGCUUGAUAUAAAAACUUGAACUGAUAAACCUUGUGUAAUGAAUAACUACCGUUCCUGUCAUGAAUGUAACCAAUGUGUAAAACAUGACGUUAAAAUCCUAAUAAACAAACAAACAUUGUG